GAUGUGUGCCUGCCGCCGGGCUCCUGCGCCGGCCGAGCGAGCGCGAGAGCCGCCCUUCACACCCAGCCCUCCUCGGGGGUCGGGGGCCCUGGAUUUCAGCUCCUUCCCGCAGCUGCGCCCUCCUGGAUGAGCGCUCCAGGUCCGCCGCUGCCUCGGAGAUGACCCCGGUCCCCAGGAUGGCCCUGGCGCUGCUCCUGCUGCUGCCCGGCUGGACCCCGGCGGGGGCUCAGGUUAACCCAGCCAUAUGCCGAUACCCCCUGGGCAUGUCCGGAGGCCACAUCCCAGAUGAGGACAUCACGGCGUCCAGCCAGUGGUCCGAGUCCACAGCUGCUAGAUACGGAAGGCUGGACUCGGAAGAAGGGGACGGAGCCUGGUGUCCUGAGAUCCCGGUGGAGCCGGGGGACCUGAAGGAGUUCCUGCAGAUUGACCUGCACACCCUGCACUUCAUCACCCUGGUGGGGACCCAGGGCCGCCACGCCGGGGGCCAUGGCAUCGAGUUCGCCCCCAUGUACAAGAUCAACUACAGCAGGGACGGGACUCGCUGGAUCUCCUGGCGGAACCGGCACGGGAAACAGGUGCUGGAUGGGAGCAGCAACCCCUACGACAUUUUUCUGAAGGACCUGGAGCCGCCCAUCGUGGCCAGAUUCGUGCGCUUCGUCCCCGUCACCGACCACGCCAUGAACGUGUGCAUGCGGGUGGAGCUGUACGGCUGCGUCUGGCUGGACGGCUUGGUGUCCUACAACGCUCCGGCCGGACAGCAGCUGGUGCUGCCUGGAGGCGCCGUCAUUUACCUGAACGAUUCUGUCUACGAUGGAGCUGUUGGGUACAGCAUGACGGAAGGGCUGGGCCAGCUGACCGAUGGGGUGUCCGGCCUGGACGACUUCACGCAGACCCACGAGUACCACAUGUGGCCCGGCUAUGACUAUGUGGGCUGGAGGAACGAGAGUGCCGCCAAUGGCUACGUCGAGAUCGUGUUUGAGUUUGACCGGAUCCGGAAUUUCACUGCCAUGAAGGUGCACUGCAACAACAUGUUCGAGAAGGGCGUGAAGAUCUUCAAGCAGGUGCAGUGUUUCUUCCGCGCAGAAGCCGGUGACUGGGAGCCCAACGCCGUGUCCUUCCCCCUGGUGCUGGACGACGUCAACCCCAGCGCCCGUUUUGUCACGGUGCCCCUGCAGCACCGCAUGGCCAGUGCCCUCAAGUGCCAGUACCACUUCGCCGACACCUGGAUGAUGUUCAGCGAGAUCACCUUCCAGUCAGAUGCCGCCAGAUACAACAACUCCGGGGCCCCGCCCACCUCGCCCGCAGCCCCCGCCACCUACGACCCGAUGCUGAAAGUCGACGACAGCAACACCCGGGUCCUGAUUGGCUGCCUGGUGGCCAUCAUCUUCAUCCUCCUGGCCGUCAUCGCCACCAUCCUCUGGAGACAGCUGUGGCGGAAAAUGCUGGAGAAGGCUUCCCGGAGGAUGCUCGAUGACGAGAUGACAGUCAGCCUGUCCCUGCCCAGCGACUCCAGCAUGUUCAACAACAACCACUCCUCGUGUCCCAGCGAGCAGGAGUCCAACUCCACCUAUGACCGCAUCUUCCCCCUUCGCCCCGACUACCAGGAGCCCUCCAGACUGAUUCGGAAACUCCCAGAGUUUGCUCCGGGGGAGGAGGAGCCAGGCUGCAGCGGCCUCGUGAAGCCGGUCCAGCCCAGCGGGCCGGAGGGGGUGCCCCACUACGCAGAGGCUGACAUUGUGAAUCUCCAGGGGGUGACCGGGGGCAACACCUACUCCGUGCCCGCCCUCACCAUGGACCUGCUCUCGGGGAAGGACGUGGCCGUGGACGAGUUCCCCAGGAAACUGCUAACUUUCAAGGAGAAGCUGGGAGAAGGCCAGUUUGGGGAGGUCCAUCUCUGUGAAGUGGAGGGCAUGGAGAAGUUCAAAGACAAAGACUUCGCCCUCGACGUCACCGCCAGCCAGCCCGUCCUGGUGGCCGUGAAGAUGCUGCGCGCGGACGCCAACAAGAACGCCAGGAAUGAUUUUCUUAAGGAGAUAAAGAUCAUGUCCCGGCUCAAGGACGCCAACAUCAUCCGUCUCCUAGCUGUGUGCAUCGCCGACGACCCCCUGUGCAUGAUCACCGAGUACAUGGAGAACGGGGACCUCAACCAGUUCCUCUCCCGCCACGAGCCGCCCAGCUCCGCCCCCAGCGAGGCACCCACAGUCAGCUACGCCAACCUGAAGUUCAUGGCGACCCAGAUCGCCUCCGGCAUGAAGUACCUUUCCUCCCUGAACUUUGUCCACCGAGAUCUGGCCACGCGGAACUGCCUCGUGGGCAAGAACUAUACCAUCAAGAUCGCCGACUUCGGGAUGAGCCGGAACCUGUACAGUGGGGACUAUUACCGCAUCCAGGGCCGUGCUGUGCUGCCCAUCCGCUGGAUGUCCUGGGAGAGCAUCCUGCUGGGAAAGUUCACUACGGCCAGUGAUGUGUGGGCCUUUGGGGUGACCCUGUGGGAGACAUUCACCUUUUGCCAGGAGCAGCCCUACUCCCAGCUGUCAGACGAGCAGGUCAUCGAGAAUACCGGGGAGUUCUUCCGAGACCAGGGGAGGCAGAUUUACCUGCCCCAGCCUGCCCUCUGCCCUGACUCCGUGUACAAGCUGAUGCUGAGCUGCUGGAGGAGAGACACCAGGCACCGGCCCUCGUUCCAGGAAAUCCACCUCCUGCUCCUGCAGCAGGGGGACGAGUGACGUGCGCACACCCCGCGGCCACCACGGCCAGGCCCUCCUCACGGGACCCACCACUCGCCCUGCCCCAGCCACUCCGCCAGGACGCUGAGCACCCGAGAGGCAGGGGCUCGCCUGCCCGCCUCGCCCCACUGCCCACCGCUCCACCCGGCGCCACCCGGCGCCACCUCGGCUCCACCCCAACACAUAUACACUUUUUUUUUUUUACAUUAAAGAACUAAAAAAGAAAAAAAAAAGAAAAGAAAAGAAAGUGUAGGGCAGAUACCGUCCAGUAGGGAAAUCUUCACUGAUGUAAAAAGUGCUGGAUGACAGAGGCUGGAUAAUCCAGAUAAUUUAUCGAGGUUCAAUAUGCUUGUGUUUAUACCUGUGCAGAGUCUACAAUAUUUUUUUCCACGUUGCCUUUUUAGAAAAAAUAGUUCCAGAAAGAAAAAAGCUUGAAGACGACGGACGUCUUAGGAGAACGGGGAGUGGGGUAGGGGACGCGCCCGCGCUCGCCGGAGGAAAUGGAGUCGGUACCAAGCUGCUCUCGUGACCCUCGCGGCCUCUGGACUGGCCCCGCUGCCUUUCUCUCCCUCACACCAGCGGCCCCUGCGUGAAACCCCAGCCGCUCGGGAUGGGUGCUCUGUUCAGUUGGGGGCAGGGAAGGCUGCGGGCUGUGCGCCGGGAAACAGUCUCGUGGGAAGGACAGUCCGCUGUACGGUGGUACGAAGGGGAACCAUCGAUCGUGACACCAGAACAGACGUGGCGCCUCCUGCGUGCCGGGGUCCUUCAGCAGAGGGUGCACUCGGGGAAAGGGGACAGGUGACAGGUGUGCUACUCAUCCCUGCGGAGGGGCCUCCUCUGUAUCUUGCUCGGGUGUUUUCAGGUGGGUGCCUUAGCGAGAGCCUGGCUCUGAAUCGGAACAAACGGGACUUCGGUAGCUUCGUCCUGUGGAAAGUUGCCCUCUGUGGGGCUCGUGGGCUGGGGGUCGAAGUUCUUGGGCGUGUACAACAGGGAGAGAUCUGUUCUGAGUUUUCCCGAAGGGUUGACCUAGGGCCAGCGAGGGGAAGCUACGGGGAGACCGAUGCCCCCUCUUUACUAGGGGACACACAGGAUGAAUGGGCUGCCUCCGGAGGUGGGGUCCUUUGUCACUGAAGAGGUGCAGGAAUCACCGAGAGUAGGGGAGACAGACAGGCUUUGGGACCCAGGGAGGUGUGUGAGAUGGUGUUGGGUGGCCUUCGGCACAGAUGGAGCAUAACAGAGAUGUCACCCACUGUGACACUUAGUAAACAGGGUGCCUUGGAGACACUGAGCAGAGGACAAAGAGCGAGACCCUGGCUUCGGAAUUCACAGGGACAGAUACCAGGUAAAAUCGAAGUCCCGUCAAAUCUGCUUCCCCACUCCAUGAACCCUCAGACUCAGUGGGGAGCAGGGAAGAGGACCCCAAUUCCCACUGAAGAGACAAGAAAAUAUGGCAAAGGAAACAUCCCAGGCUUGUAAGGGGCAGCUUGACCCGUGGGUCCACGCUGUGGCCCUCAUGUGGCCCCUUCACACCUGUCAGGGGCUCCGGGCCACAGCAGAGGCACAGACCCGGCAGUCGGGAUGCCUCGCAGGUCCUCUUCCUCCCCCUGCAAACACCCCACACCGUGUCUG
Molecule: messenger RNA, 4355 nt
Organism: Molossus molossus (Pallas's mastiff bat)
Lineage: Eukaryota; Metazoa; Chordata; Mammalia; Chiroptera; Molossidae
Gene: DDR2
Product: discoidin domain receptor tyrosine kinase 2
Exons: 17
Coding region: 159-2726 (855 amino acids)
Biological process (GO): positive regulation of kinase activity; protein phosphorylation; cell surface receptor protein tyrosine kinase signaling pathway
Cellular component (GO): membrane; signaling receptor complex
Molecular function (GO): protein tyrosine kinase collagen receptor activity; ATP binding; collagen binding
Source: RefSeq, a predicted model, not a curated record